AUGGUGCAGCACAUCUUCCGGAUCCAUGGACUCCCAGUGGACAUGGUCUCUAACCGGGGUCCGCAGUUCUUGUUCUGGAAGGCGUUCUGCACGCUCAUUGGGUCAUCGGCUAGCCUGUCCUUUGGAUUCCACCCUCAGUCCAGCGGCCAGUCGGAGCAACAGAGACGACUAUUCGCUGCCUACCUCCGCUCUUCCCUGGGCAAGAGUAGGUCAGCAAACCCUCUGCCCAGAUGUUCAUCCGCUGCUGUCGCCGCACCUGGAGGAGAGCUUGGGCUGCUCUGUUGGAGACCACUUCCAGGUAUAGGCGACAAGCGGAUCGCUACGGGACCCCUGCUACAUGAUAUCGGCCCACCCCUCCUCCCCUUGUCAUCGAUGGCCAUACACAGCGUACACGGUGCUACGUGUAAAGGUUCUACGUGUAAAGGUUCUACGUGUAAAGGUUCUACGUGUCUAGGUGCUACGUGUAUAAGUGCUACGCGUGCUACGUUUAAAGGUGCUACGUGUAAAGGUGCUACGUGUAAAGGUGCUACGUGCAAAGGUGCUACGUGUAAAGGUUCUACGUGUAAAGGUGCUAUGUUCAAAGGUGCUACGUGUAAAGGUUCUACGUGUAAAGGUGCUACGUGUAAAGGUGCUACGUGUAAAGGUGCUACGUGUAAAGGUGCUACGUUUAAAGGUACUACGUGUAAAGGUGCUACGUGUAAAGGUGCUACGUGCAAAGGUGCUACGUGUAAAGGUUCUACGUGUAAAGGUGCUAUGUUCAAAGGUGCAAAGGUGCUAAGUGUAAAAGGUGCUACGUGUAAAGGUGCUAUGUGUAAAGGUGCUACGUGUAAAGGUUCUACGAGUGCUACGUGUAAAGGUUCUACGUGUAAAGGUUCUACGUGUAAAGGUUCUACGUGUCUAGGUGCUACGUGUAUAAGUGCUACGCGUUCUACGUGUAAAGGUGCUACGUGUAAAGGUGCUACGUGUAAAGGUGCUACGUGUAAAGGUGCUACGUUUAAAGGUACUACGUGUAAAGGUGCUACGUGUAAAGGUGCUACGUGCAAAGGUGCUACGUGUAAAGGUUCUACGUGUAAAGGUGCUAUGUUCAAAGGUGCUACGUGUAAAGGUGCUACGUGUAAAGGUGCUACGUGCAAAGGUGCUACGUGUAAAGGUGCUACGUGCAAAGGUGCUACGUGUUCUACGUGUAAAGGUGCUACGUGUAAAGGUGCUACGUGUAAAGGUGCUACACCCAGAACUUCUCAGAACUUCUCCCCUGUGUGGAACAUAGGCGAAUUUCAACAGCACUAG
Molecule: messenger RNA, 1287 nt
Organism: Oncorhynchus kisutch (coho salmon)
Lineage: Eukaryota; Metazoa; Chordata; Actinopteri; Salmoniformes; Salmonidae
Product: keratin-associated protein 5-4-like
Exons: 10
Coding region: 1-1287 (428 amino acids)
Biological process (GO): DNA integration
Molecular function (GO): nucleic acid binding
Source: RefSeq, a predicted model, not a curated record